Physella acuta is the source of this 417-nucleotide messenger RNA. Its product is annotated as von Willebrand factor C domain-containing protein 2-like. Gene Ontology annotation, biological process: negative regulation of BMP signaling pathway. Gene Ontology annotation, cellular component: AMPA glutamate receptor complex. The record is from RefSeq and is a predicted model, not a curated record. Gene Ontology annotation, molecular function: protein binding. Lineage: Eukaryota; Metazoa; Mollusca; Gastropoda; Physidae.
CGGUUGUGUGGCUGUGAUCAGGAUAACACGAUGGCUGUGAUGUGUCUUCUUGUGCUGUUUUUGGCUGUGGUGAUGGCUGGCACUGAAACAACAGAGACACCAGGGUGUCUGCACAACGGCGUCUAUAGAAGGGAGGGGGAGUCUUUCGAUGACGGCGACUGCAACGAUUGCUGGUGUUCCCCGUGGGGGGUGAACUGCUUCAGCGUACUGUGUGCCACACCCCAGUGUCACGACAGUGUUUUCAAGGCUGGGGAUUGUUGCCCGUCAUGCCCAAGUGGUCCAAACUGCCGACUGCCGGGAGGUCGUAUUAUUUCAGUCGGUGUGAAUGUGACGAUGAAUGGCCGUGUGUGCCGAUGUGAUACUCCCAGGACUUAUUUUGGAAUCCUAGGCGUCAUCUGUACACGGGGAGAUCAAUAA